Molecule: messenger RNA, 1099 nt
Organism: Sphaeroforma arctica JP610
Lineage: Eukaryota; Ichthyosporea; Ichthyophonida
Exons: 2
Coding region: 141-1046 (301 amino acids)
Source: RefSeq, a predicted model, not a curated record
AAAAAAUGGAAUAACUCUUAAAAACAUUCGAAUCGCGUGCAAAACACACCACAGAGGGAAUAUUGUCGUAGUAUGUAGUUUGCUUUUCAACAUAUUAUUCUUCUUCUUCGAUUUUGUUUCUGACGACUCACUCAGGCACAAUGUCUGAAUCACAAACUUAUUUCUGCCCCAUAUGUACGCGUACAUAUAGACAGGCGACACCUUUGAUGUUGGGUUGUGAAAUCUGCCCCAUCUGGAUGCACGCUAAGUGCCUAGGGGUCAAGAAGUCCAAGUAUUUCUUGAUGGAUGAAGAAGAAGCGCAGGAUAAAACGAUUUACUGCCCCAGCUGUACGCAGCUAGAUCCGUCUAAAAUCGAAGAGCGCACUAACAAAAACAACGAAAUACUAGGUUUUCUAUCGGCCAAGAGCGAAUUAGUAAGCGCGUAUAAUGCACUCAAACAUAACUUAGAACCCGGGGACGCCGUCAGCUCGCCCGUACGGGCAAUAGUACAAAAGCGGGCUGAGGAAGAGAUAGUUAAAAGGAGUAACGACAAUGCUAGAGCACGUCAGAACGCCAGCAGCGAAGAAGCACCACUGGGGGCGGGUCCGAUUAUCACCUUAACUGUGUCUGGGGCAAAAUCUAGCGAUGAAUCAGAUGGUGGCAACCGUGGGAGUGCCGGGGGAAGUGCUAUGGUUAAUGGCGACACAGGGAAAGAUAAGAAUACACUCACAGGAACACAGCAGACGAGUAGCAGGAAUAAUUCGCGUAGUGCGUCGCGGACAGGGAAUAAUCAACAAGAGAGGAGUUAUAGCAUCAAACCUCAGAACGAGUACCAAAUUUUCAAAAGCGCUCUGAUGGCCGCAAACCCCGGACAGAGCCACGAAGAGAUACAAUUGCUAGCACUUCAUGAAUGGGCCUUGCUGGGCCCGUCCGAGAGGAGGAAGUACACCAACGAUGCCAGUAAACGGAGGUCCGAACACGGCAAAUCAACUAAUUCGGAAACAGUCAACAAACGUUCACGGGGGAAUUCGCCCAGGUCCCCAAGACCGAAGAAGAAGAAAAAAUAAACACUUUCUCGGACCUAUUUGUCAUCAUUCCGAGAUAUUGAGGUGUACACACA